Neltuma alba is the source of this 356-nucleotide messenger RNA. Its product is annotated as immediate early response 3-interacting protein 1-like. Bases 18 to 251 code for a protein of 77 amino acids. The transcript has a single exon. Gene Ontology annotation, cellular component: Golgi membrane; COPII-coated ER to Golgi transport vesicle; endoplasmic reticulum membrane. Lineage: Eukaryota; Viridiplantae; Streptophyta; Magnoliopsida; Fabales; Fabaceae. Gene Ontology annotation, biological process: endoplasmic reticulum to Golgi vesicle-mediated transport. The record is from RefSeq and is a predicted model, not a curated record.
UCAUAUUUUGGCAGAAAAUGGGUUUUUGGACCUUGUUAGAAGGGUUUCUACUCUUUGCAAAUGCAUUGGCAAUACUGAAUGAAGAACGUUUUCUUGCUCCCAGAGGAUGGACAAUAGCAGAACUAACAGGACCCAGGAGAAGUACCCUCAAAGGGCAGAUUAUAGGGCUUAUACAUGCCUGUCAGUUCCUGAGACUUCCCCUUAUACUAUUGAAUAUUAUCACCAUAAUUGUGAAGUUGUUCACUGGAUGAAUUGAAGAGCCAGACCGAAAGUCUAUGCUCUUUUGUGUGUAUCAUGCAAAAAUCGAGUCGCAUUUCAGUGGUAAAAUGAGCUGAACUUAUUAUAAGGCUUUAUCA